This is a messenger RNA of Emiliania huxleyi CCMP1516, 1639 nucleotides long. RefSeq lists its product as hypothetical. The record is from RefSeq and is a predicted model, not a curated record. NCBI's taxonomy places the organism in Eukaryota, Haptophyta, Isochrysidales, Noelaerhabdaceae. Gene Ontology annotation, molecular function: flavin adenine dinucleotide binding. The transcript is spliced from 5 exons. Bases 207 to 1562 code for a protein of 451 amino acids.
CGCGGCUCGAAGCCGGUCUGGUGGCCGAGCGCUCUGGCGGGUGCGACGCUGCGGCGGGCGGCUCGGGACGUCGGUGGUGGCGGCGCGUGGCGGGGUCGUCCUCGGCGGCGAUCUGCUGCUGGGCCGCAGGCGUCGCGCUGCGAAGCGGCUCGGCGCUCGCGAGCGGCGGCGGCGGCAGCGUGGCUGCGGCGCUCGCAAAGGGGCGCAUGGAGGGCGGCGAGCUGGCGGGGCGGGCGGCGCUGUGGAUGCUGCUCUUCAGCCUUGCGGCCGUGUUUGCGGGCGCCGAGACCGCCAUCACCACCCUCUGGCCGUGGAAGGUCAAGCAGCUCGCGAGCGACGAGGCGGAGGAGGAGGAGCGGACGGGCCGGCCGGGCAGCCGGAUCUUUGAGAAGCUGCAGGGGGACAUCACGCGCGUGCUGACGACGGUGCUCGUCGGCGUCACGAUCUGCACCAUCUACGGCACCGCCCUCGCCACCGACGUCGCGGUGCAGGUGUGGGGCCAGGCGGGCGUCGGGUACGCCACGACCCUGCUCACGCUGAUGACCCUCUUCUUUGGGGAGCUGGUCCCAAAGUCGCUCGCGGUGGCGAACGCGGAGGCGGUCGCGCGCGCGACGCUGCCGCUCAUCCACUGGUUCUCCUUCCUGCUCUACCCGCUCGGCCGCGUCAUGUCGGGCGGCACGCGGCUGAUGCUCUCCCUGCUCGGCGUGACCGCCUCGGAGGACGGCGAGGCGGUCUCCGAGCCGGAGCUGCGGAUGAUGCUGCUCAACGCGAAGCAGUCUGGCGCGGUCGAGCUGUACGAGAAGGACAUGAUCGAAGGCGUGCUCGACCUCGACCAGGCGACCGUCGAGCAGAUCAUGCAGCCGCGGGUGGAGGUGGUUGGCAUCGAGGUUGGCGACUCGCUGCGAGGCCUGCUCGCAAUCUCGCAGACGUACAAGUACUCGCGCGUCCCCGUCUACAACGGCACCAUCGACCAGGUGGUCGGCGUGGCCCUCACCCGCGAGCUGAUCGACUACGUCGACCGGCCGGGCGCCGACCUGAGCACGCUGCCCGCCUCGUCUCUGAUGGAGGACAUCGUCUAUGUACCCGAGACCAUGUCGGCGAUGAAUGCGCUCAAGCUGAUGCGGCAGCGGCGGCUGCACAUGGUGGUGGUGGUGGACGAGUACGGCGGCACGGCCGGCAUUGUCACUCUCGAGGACAUCCUCGAGACGCUCGUCGGCAAAAUCUACGACGAGGACGACGACGACGAGGUGCUCGAGGACAUCGACAUGAUCGUGCGGCGCGAGGACGGCUCGUACCUCAUCGACGGCCCCGCCGAGCUCGAGGCCGUCUGCAAGGUCCUCGGGGUCAGCCUGUCCGAGGAGGCGCUCUCCGAGUUCGCCACGCUCUCCGGCUUCCUCUGCCACCAGGCCGGCGAGAUACCCACCGACGGAGACGUGCUCUGGGUCGACCACGUGCGCUUCACCAUCGUCGAGGCGGACGAGAGGCGCAUCCUCGAGGUGGAGGCGCGGAACGUGACCGCGCCGGACGCCGGCGACGCCGCAGCCGGCGCCGGGCGCGCAUGACCAUGAGCGCGGCGGCCGUCUGUUCGUGAUUCUUUUGCCCGCCAACUUGGAGUGCAGUUUUCGAAGCGUAAUUCUAU